Molecule: messenger RNA, 1878 nt
Organism: Stylonychia lemnae
Lineage: Eukaryota; Ciliophora; Spirotrichea; Sporadotrichida; Oxytrichidae
Source: the annotation of a GenBank genome assembly
AUGGAAAAAACUUAGUAAGAUCCGAUCAAGCUACUCAUUGACUGGGUUCAAGCGUUUGGAGGAACUCACAAUGUAGUAGUUAAAGAGAAUGAGAGUGGGGUCAGAGGUCUUUAUGCAGGCAAGUCAUUUAACUUACCAGGAAUGCCUAAAUCUGAGGAACACUAAACUCUAGUGAAGAUUCCCAAUCAACUGAUGAUAUCUUCAUAUCAUGUUAAGAAUUAAUACUUCAAUGAGCAGAAAUAGGUCAAGUAUGCACAGAUAUUUGACCUCAUUCCAGAGAUAUUUGAUCCAAAAUAUAAGUACAAGCCAAAUUCUAGUGUAAAAGAAAGAAUAGAUAAUGAGUAUGGAGAGUACUAUCAAUUGAGCUUCUUUUUAAUAAAUGAAAGAUUAAAGGGGAAAAGUUCAUUCUGGUAUCCAUUCAUCAACUAUCUUCCAGCAGAAAUACAAACUUUGUAUAACUAUCCUGACAACACUCCAAUACAUGAAGGGGCCUCAACUUCCUUAAUAGACGAAAUAUAGCUAAAAGAAGAUGAUAUAAUGAGCAAGAUAGUUUAUGAUAGACAAGUGCAUCAAGACAAUAAGAAUAGAUUUUUAAAUUAUCUUAGGCGCAAUUAAGAGAGGCUUAGAGAGAUGCAGGGUCAUUUAUCUGAUGAAAAUGGAAAUCAAGUAGAUAUUGUUGAUCUAAUAGAUGAUGAGAUGUUUGACUGGGCUUGGAUGAAUGUAGGGACAAGAUGUUUCGGAACAUAUCAUGUGCCAGGCGACAUAGCUAUGGUCCCACUUCUUGAUUUAAUGAAUCAUAGUAUUGAUGAUGAAAAGCUAGGAUACUUUGUCUAUCCAAUUGCUUUGAAUAUCAAGAUGUUAGAGCGAAGUGAUACUGACAAAAUUAAUAAGGAACUAGAGCAGGAUUAUCUGGCAGAGAUUCCGAAUCAUGACGACUAUGACGCCACUCUGGAAUGGGAAAGCUAAGACUUUGACUAGCAUUGGGAUGAUUAUGGAGAUAGAUACUAUAACUACCUACCAAAGGAGAAAGUAGAGAAGUACAAGGUCAUAGACAGCGACGAUGAGGAAGAGUAAGAUGAGGAUAAGUAUAUUUAGCUUGAUCCACUUGAAAAAAUCUGGGAUUUAAAUGAUAAUAAGAUAUUCUUUGGAAAGAGACUGUUGUCCAAAGAUAGUACCGAGAUUAAGGAAGGAGAAGAACUAAAUCUCUGUUAUGGGGAGAGAGCAAACUCGUUCCUUAUUAUAGAGUAUGGGUUUACUCUGCCAAACAAUAGGUAUGAUUUUGUGAGACCAGAGCUCAUCACAAUAGAUUCAGUAGUUAAUUUGAUGAAUGAAGUACACACUGAUCAUUAGCUUUACCACACUAAUCUGAAUGAGUUUAUUAUCAGAGACACCUUAAGAAAUAAGUACAAGUUAAAGGACAAGAUUAGAGUAGAUAUCAAGCUGAGCGGUCUGCACAGAGAUCUGCUUCGUUACUUGAGGUGCUUCUUCAGCCCUAACUACAAGACAAACAAGCUGAGUCCACAUCAAGAAGUCCAGACACUUGAACUGUACAAAACUAUGAUGCAGAACAGACUCGACAAGUAUCCUUCUUCAAUCAUGGAGGAUAGACUAUUACUAGCUAAGGUACAAGAUAAAACCAACGCUGAGGUAAAAUAUCACUGGAUGUAUGAGUAUGUGCUAAUUUACAGAAUCGGCUAAAAGGAGAUUCUGAAUAGAUAGAUCUAGAUUAUAAAUGAGGUUCAAGAGGCCAUAAUGCAGAAUAAGGAAGGUGAUUUUAAGCAGUUAGGUGAUAAGUUAAAAAGAGUUUGCAGUUCAAAUACAAUGUUAGAUUAUAUAGAUGAGCUAAAGGAUGCUGUUGAUUUCCUGAUUCCACAGUGA